AUGACUGCACCCAAUAACAACAACAACCACAACAACCUCCAUCAUUCGUCAAGCAGCAAAGACGCAUCCUCCUCUCCUCAUCCUUCUUCUUCUUGUUGCGAUUAUUACUUUUGCUCUUACCAUGGUGUGAGACAUGCCAAAAGCCAUCCUCAUCAUGGCGUUACUUCUCUCCACAACAAGUCCACUACGAACCAAAUAGAGGUCAUUCAUUCUGCCUCCGAAACAAACUCCUCGUUCAACACGAACCUCAGCAAUAACCACAAUGGAUGGAUGGUACACUCGUUUUUUUCCAACAAUGGUUCUAACUGCGGUUGCUCGUUUUCUUCCCACUCCACAGAAGAUGGUUCUUCUCAGAACAUUCCAAGCCACAACAACAACAACAACAACCAUCACUCGUUGUUCAAUGAUCAAUAUCUUUCAUUCUCACCCUCUAUUUCUUAUUCCAUCCCUCCUCGCUUGUUCCAGAGCCAUCCUCAUCUCCAUAAUAAUAAUAACACCAUCCCCAACACUCCUCCUCAUCAUCGCCAUCAUUGGCCAGAGAACCAAUAUUCAAUGAUCAGUCCAAGACACUACUUUGGAUUUCCAAUGUGCAACGAGCACCACAUUCCCAUCAACACCUACUGUAGAACUUGUGAGAAACUCAUUUGUUCAGUUUGUGCCUUGGUCAAGUCACAUACCGGACACAUGUUUGAUUUAAUUCAAGAGGUGGAGUCGAGAGAACGUCAAGAAAUUCAAGAGAAUUUACAAGUGAUUAAGCAAGAAAUUGAACAUUGGGAGGAUGAAUUUCAAACAUCAGAAUCUGACUUAGAAAAGACCAUCACCCGAAUUGAUGAAAUGCAACUGAAACUCUCAAAUAAGGUUCAAUCGGUGGUGGAUGAAUUGAAAAAGAAGUUGGAUGAACACUCGAGAAUUAUCAAAAACAACAUCGAGGAAGUUUGUGAGGAGCAAAAAAACGUCGUUCAUUCCAUCAAGAAUCUGAAAAAACAAAUCACUGACCUUCUUUCAGAAUUUGACCAUUUAGAGGAAAUGAGUGGUUUUGAUUUGAUUGAGAAAAAAUUGUCACGUGUUAGCUCUAUAUAUGCAUUGUGUGAACGAAUGAAAAAAGAAUUUCCAUACGAAUCUACUAGACAAUUGUACGAUAUGAAAAUUGACAUUGAUCCACAAAGUGUGAAAGCUGCUUGCGAACAAAUUGAACAACUCUCUCACAUUGUUAAAAUUGAACCCAUGUGUAUGAAUGAACAUUCCAAUGUUCCAGAUUCAAUGGAAGAAGAAAAAAAACAAACCCUCAUAUCCAUGAAACAGCCACUCUCCUUAUUGUCCAUUAAGGAUGGACGCUUUAACUAUGAAUCAGUGGAAUUUAUUGGAAAUGCGUCAAAAGGAGCCUUUUCGAAGGUUCCUCUCAAAUGUCCAACCGAUGUGGCCAUUUCAUAUCUUCACUCAUGCAUUGUGGUGAGCGAAUGGGGUCAACAACAAAUUCACCUAUUUGAUUUAUUUUCAAAACAACACAAAUAUGUCUUUUCCAUGCCCUCUGCCCCCAGAAAUUUAGCUGUCGAUCCAAACAUUACUCAGUAUCUAUCUAUUGUAGUUUCUGCCUCAGACAAUCUCGUGUACAAGUAUAAUAUCGUCAUACCUCAUGUUUCUCCUGUCUCGGCGUCAAACCUUUCAACAAUGAACCACCACAUACCAACCAUCUUGAGUAAGGAUCGAAAAACUGCCACCAACUACGACCACAUGUUGGUUUGGAUCUCUGGAAAGCAGAUGUACUCUCCUUCGGAGUCACACAAGUUAUUCAAGUAUCCAAGAGGAAUUGCUGUCGAGAAAGCCAUUCGAAACCUCUCCAAUAAUUAUGAGAUUUAUGUGUGCGAUCAUGGAAAUCAUCGAAUCAUUGUUUUGAAUUCUGUGGAUGGAUCUUUUUUAAGAACUAUUGGAGGAAGCUCUUUAUACGUUCACAUGAAUGACUCUACAAUAUCUUUCUCUCGGGAUGCGUCUUUGACCUUAUCUUUGGACGAUUUAUCAUCUUCGAACAAUGAUACGAAUGCAUCCAAUGUGCAAAAAUUUAAAAGACCUUGGGGCAUUACUAUUUACAAGAAUAAGUACUUGAUCAUUUCAGAGAAGCGAGGAAAUAGAAUUCAAGUUCUUACUAAAGAAGGAGAAUUCAUUGCCGAGUUUCCAUCUCGUCAAGAACAAGAAUUAAGUAUGAACAAUUCUGUUAAAAUUCUCAAACCUAGAGGUUUGUUAGUGGAUCCUUCCAAUAAGAACAAUGUGCUAAUUGUCGAUGGAGGAAAUCACAGACUUGUGAUGUGCGACAUUCGAACGGGGCAAGUCUUGUCAUUGUUCGGUAAUCUAGGUCAUGGUAUGAAUCAAUUCAAUGAGCCUCAUGGCAUUUGUCUGAAUGAAUUGACAGGAGAAAUAUAUGUAGCGGAUUGUAACAACCAUUGCAUUCAUGUUCUCGGCCCAAAGGUAUGA
Messenger RNA from Naegleria fowleri, 2466 nucleotides. RefSeq lists its product as uncharacterized. Bases 1 to 2466 code for a protein of 821 amino acids. Gene Ontology annotation, molecular function: zinc ion binding; protein binding. The transcript has a single exon. The record is from RefSeq and is a predicted model, not a curated record. Lineage: Eukaryota; Heterolobosea; Eutetramitea; Acrasida; Naegleriidae.